AUGAAGAUGAAAGAUAAGCACGAAGGUGAUGAUGAAGAUGAGGGUGAAGAUAAGGAUGAGGCUGAGCCUCCAGCGCCAUCUCGCGGCCGUGCGCGGCGGGAGCGGGAGCGGCGCUCUGGGGGGGGUGGCAGCCUCCGCCUGGCACUGCAGAGGAUGGCCGGGGACCUGCUGUCCCUGCGCCGCCGUGUCGCCAGCCUGGAGGCGGAGAACGGGCACCUGCGGCACAGCCUGGCCCGGCUGCGGGAGCCAGCCCAGCUCCGCGGCACUGACACCGACGUGCUGACCCGGGACGAGCUGCUGGACAGGCUGGCCACCCUGUCCCAUGAGCUGGCGGCGGGCGCGCUGGAGCUGCGGGCGCUGCGGGACCGGGUGCAGCGGCUGCAGAACGAGCUGAUCCGGAAGAACGACCGCGAGAAGGAGCUGGUGCUGCUCCAGCGGCGGCAGUGGCAGCAGCUGGCACGGCGGCGCUGCCAGGACAGGGCGGCCGAGGCCGGGGCGCUGCAGCGGGCACUGCGACAGCAGGACAAGGUGAUCGAGGCCAUGGAGCGGCUGCUGCUGCGGGACAGGAGCGCCGAGAGAGCCGCGGGUGCCACCCUGGCGGCGCUGCUGGCCCAGAAGCGACUGCGGGAGGAGCCGGCGGGACCCGCCCGGGCCGCGGCGCGGCUGGAGCGGGAGCGGGGCCGGGCCCGGGCGCUGGAGAGGCAGCUGCAGGAGGCCGCCCGGAGCUGGGCUCGGGGCCAGCAGGAGUUGGGGACGCGCCUGCAGGAGUGGGAGCACGGCCUGGGCCUCGUGAGCGGGGACAGGGGACACUGGGGACACCAGUGA
Melospiza melodia melodia is the source of this 825-nucleotide messenger RNA. RefSeq names its product coiled-coil domain containing 33 (gene CCDC33). Gene Ontology annotation, cellular component: peroxisome. The record is from RefSeq and is a predicted model, not a curated record. The transcript is spliced from 8 exons. NCBI's taxonomy places the organism in Eukaryota, Metazoa, Chordata, Aves, Passeriformes, Passerellidae. The coding region runs from base 1 to 825 and encodes 274 amino acids.